AUGGCAACUCUACACUAUCUCCCUUCUGUCAAACCCUCGGCUAUUGCCAUGGGCACUGUCUUCACCCACACUGCUUCACUGGGUAUUUUGGCCCCUGUCUUCGGCGAUACAUAUCACCGUGCCCAGGCUGCCAAUUCGAAGGAGGACUUUAUCAAAUCCAAAGAGGCCGCUAGUGCCGCGACUGCAUGGGGUAGCUCUCUGGUCGGAAGCGCUGUGCAAACCUAUGGAGUUGCUGCUUUGAUUAAUGCAACGGGCACCCUUAGCUACAAGGGAGCAGCCUACCUUGGAAGCUUGAUCUUUUUUGCCAGCUCGGCCCCCAGUGUAUGUCUCCCGCUCCACCAUGUCUUACGGUUUGAUAAACAUGCUGACCAGUGUCCUUUCUUCUAUCUGAAGUUCGUCAGCCAGGUAUUUACCGAGAAGAGACCUCUCGACACUGUUGCUGUAGGUGCUGUCGCAAGAGUAUUUGAGACGGUUGGCCUGAGUUUGUUCCUCACCUGGUGGGGUACACGCACGAACCCUUUUGAUUAG
This is a messenger RNA of Aspergillus versicolor CBS 583.65, 528 nucleotides long. RefSeq names its product DUF1761 domain-containing protein. The record is from RefSeq and is a predicted model, not a curated record. NCBI's taxonomy places the organism in Eukaryota, Fungi, Ascomycota, Eurotiomycetes, Eurotiales, Aspergillaceae. The transcript has 2 exons. Bases 1 to 528 code for a protein of 175 amino acids.